UCGAAUGUGAAAUUGUUUGUAGUUAUAGGACUUUUAUUUUGAAGGUUGUGAGUAUGUUGUGUGGUGAUCAGGUUCAGUUUGUUUUCACGAUUUGCUUGUUUGGCCUCGAUUAAGGCUUGACGAUGGUUUGUGAAAAAUGUGAGAAGAAACUUGGGCGAGUAAUUACUCCUGAUACCUGGAAAGAUGGUGCAAGAAAUACAACAGAGAGUGGUGGGAGGAAGAUCAACGAAAAUAAAAUGUUGACAUCAAAAAAGGCCAGGUUCGAUCCCUAUGGAAAGUCAGGCUUUGCUACGUGCAGAAUAUGUAAAAGCUCCGUCCACCAGACCGGGUCACACUACUGUCAGGGAUGUGCUUACAAGAAAGGGAUCUGUGCCAUGUGUGGCAAGAAGGUUCUGGACACCAAGAACUACAAACAGACCUCGGUGUGAUUAGCACGGGAAGACGUUUCUAUGACAUGUCUUAUUAAGGAGGUGGGAGAGUUGUGUAGAAAUCCUCCUCAUUAUAUUCAGAUUAAAUUAGUGGCCUAUCAGUUUGCGGUGGUGUUUAUGUUCUUAUUCAGCACAAUGGUGCAGUAUUAUAGAACUGUCACACAGCUGGAUUUACAUUUUUGACAUUUUUUCCUCAAUAGAUUACAUUAAAGCAAUAUAGCAACUUGCACUGUUUGGAUAAAAUUAGAUGCCUUUGCUAAAUGUGAAAGGUCUAUGUACUUGUUUUAAUCAUGUUUUCUGAACAGAUUAUGGAACAUUUCCCCAUUUAAAUGUUGAUUUAUUUGCAAGCCAUAUUCAAUAUAUGUAUAUUUUUUGAAAAACACGUCACAGUGACACCACUACAGACUAUUUUAGUACCAGGUAUUCACAGACAGUUAACCUUGAGGUUCCAAUGUUGACAUUUAAAUAUCAUCUUUUCCUUGAGGCUGUUUUUUUUUUACCCAUUUCUGUGACUAUGAAUUUUGUAAGUUUGUGUUUUAUUCAAGACUGUUUAAUGCAUAGUACACUGAAUAAUUAUGAUCAUGAGUAAUAUUAUUAUUCUUGCCAUCUCUUCUGUGUAUGUUUCUUUUGCGCUUCUCCUACUUUUAUGCCUUUAAAUAUGUCUGGUUUUUGCCAUAAUAAAAGUGGAGUAAACCGUG
Tachysurus vachellii is the source of this 1126-nucleotide messenger RNA. It is a transcript of the gene cript, whose product is annotated as cysteine-rich PDZ-binding protein. Gene Ontology annotation, biological process: cytoplasmic microtubule organization. Lineage: Eukaryota; Metazoa; Chordata; Actinopteri; Siluriformes; Bagridae. The transcript has 5 exons. Gene Ontology annotation, cellular component: dendrite. The record is from RefSeq and is a predicted model, not a curated record. Gene Ontology annotation, molecular function: PDZ domain binding; microtubule binding. The coding region runs from base 123 to 428 and encodes 101 amino acids.